This is a messenger RNA of Opisthocomus hoazin, 1344 nucleotides long. Lineage: Eukaryota; Metazoa; Chordata; Aves; Opisthocomiformes; Opisthocomidae. The record is from RefSeq and is a predicted model, not a curated record.
AUGAAUGUGGCUGUCCUCCUCCUCCUGGGGCUGGGGCUGUUGGAGGCAGAAGGCAGGUGUUUCUUCAAUCGCACUCAGGAGCACUGUGUGUGCUACAACCUGUCCCAGGAAAGCAUAACAAGCAUCAUCCAGUGCCUCCCAGCCUCUGUCGUGGAGUUUUGGGGGGGAGACCUGGAGCAAUAUGUAGCCUUCCCUAUCAGCGACCUGGACCCCUCUGCCAUUGAAAUGUUGGGCUCCCUUGUCAUCAGGAAAAUAAUUUUUGGUGGUCUCCUGGUGCCUGAGAUACUCCUCGCCCGAGUCCUGAGGUUCUUCUCCUACACCAAAGUGCAGGAGCUGGUGUUUAAGAGCUGCAUUUUUGAGGGGAGGGGCGACUGGGAUGAAAUGGCAGGCCAGAACCUGCCCAUCUUGUCCCUGCACUUCCACAACGUGACAUCUGCACCGCUGACGGGCCGUGAGCAGGGCUUCUCUAAUCUGAGCCGCUGGCUGGAGACCCUGCAGGAGCUGGCUGUCACUGGCUCCCAUGUCACCAGCCUGCCCUGUGGCAUCGGAAGGGUCUUCAGAGAUCUGCGCUCCCUGGACGUGGCACAAAACAGCCUUGAGGAUGAGAGCUUGAUACCUGCCUUCUGCAAGGGGGCUUUCCCUCAGCUCCAGGUACUGAGCCUGCAACACAACAACCUGACAUCCUACCACAGCGUAUGCAAAAGUGUGCAGCUGCUGCACGAGCUCCAGCAUCUAGAUCUCAGCCAGAAUAAGCUCAUGGCAGACCCAUCCUACCCCUGCCAGUGGCCAGUGUCUCUCCGAAUCUUUAACCUGUCUGACACCGGCUUGGAUGAAGUCCUCACACCUCUGCCUCCCGGUCUAGAAGUGUUGGACAUGAGCUGCAACCACCUCCAUGCUGUAGACAUCUCCCUCAGCUCCCUGAAGAAACUCUUCCUGAGCCAAAACAUGCUGCAGGCUGCCCCCUCCAUCAUGAAUUACCCCAUGCUGGACACUCUCCACCUAGACAACAACUUAAUUACAGAGCUGCCAUGGGAUGAGGUGAAGCUCCUGGGGCACCUGCGGAAUGUGGCUGCGGCUGGCAACCCCUACAACUGCUUGUGCUCUGGGGCCGGGGCGCUGCAGGCACUGGCGGGCAUGGGGCAGCUUGGGCAGGGCUGGCCCGAGGAAGAAUACACAUGUCACCCCCCACCUCUCUGCCAGGGCAGGCUGGUGAAGGACGUGCCGGUCUCGGUGCUGCAGUGUAACAGUGCUGCAGUGAUUGCCCCUGUCUGCAUUGCCCUCGCCCUGCUUGGCGUGAGUCUAGCCGGGGGUCUGCGAUGGGCUCGGGGUCCUCUGUGUGUUUGA